This is a messenger RNA of Aspergillus mulundensis, 2568 nucleotides long. RefSeq names its product Diacylglycerol acyltransferase family. The transcript is spliced from 4 exons. Gene Ontology annotation, cellular component: endoplasmic reticulum membrane. The record is from RefSeq and is a predicted model, not a curated record. Lineage: Eukaryota; Fungi; Ascomycota; Eurotiomycetes; Eurotiales; Aspergillaceae. Gene Ontology annotation, molecular function: diacylglycerol O-acyltransferase activity; UDP-glycosyltransferase activity. Gene Ontology annotation, biological process: triglyceride biosynthetic process. Bases 1 to 2568 code for a protein of 855 amino acids.
AUGGCAAAAACAAGCGUGCUCUUCCUCGCAAACAGCGAGCACGGGCAGACGAACAUCGUGCUGGCCAUCAUCCACGAGCUCCUGCUGCGCGGCGACAUCGACAUCCACCUCGCCUCGUUCCCCGUGCUGGAAAAACGCCUCAACAAGCUCCUGCACGACAACGAGACACACUACAACGCCAGCUACAAAUCGCGCGUGCACUUCCACCCCGUGCGCGGGCCCUCAAACACAGAGAUCUUCAUCCGCACGGGCAAGCGCGGCGCGUUCCAUCCGCCCGGGUACAGCGGCUCCGUGCUGGGGUUCAAGUCGCUGUGCGAGGAUAUCUGGGGGUGGACGGAGGAGGAGUACGUCGACAUCUACGAGAGCUGCGUGGAGAUCAUCAAGGACGUGCAGCCGAGUCUGUGCGCGAUCGACUUCUUCUUCCUGCAGGGCAGAGACGCAGCGUAUAACGCGGGCCAGACGACCGUGUUGCUGAACACGACCAGUCUGAGCCAUAUCGUGCUGGGCCUGCAGAAGAAUGCGAAGUGGGCGUGGAAGUAUCCGAUGCCGGGCACGGGCUUCCCAUACCCCCUCCCCCCGCACCUCAUCCCGCUCAACACAAUGGCCGUCUUCAAGACCGCAAAGAUGUACCACGGCAGCGGGCGCCGCCGCGAGAUCCGCGACUGGCGCAUCAAGCACAAGAUCCACGGGCGGUUUCCGUUCGCCGACGCGUGGAUGCCGAACCGGCUGCAUCUGUCGCCCGCGCUCAAGGAGCUGGACUGGCCGUUCGAUGUCCCCGACAACGUCGUCGCGUGCGGACCCAUCCUGCUCCCCGUCGCGCCCGUCAAGACGCAGGACGCCGAGAUGUACACCUGGCUGCAUCAGGCGCCGACCGUGCUGAUCAACCUGGGAACGCUGUACGCGCCGGCGCCCAGCGUGGUUUUGGAGAUCGCAACCGGCGUGAAAAGUUUCCUGUCCUCGAAGUCGGUCGGCGACCGCAAGAUCCAGGUCCUGUGGAAACUGCCCAAGCACCCGCACGACCAGGACGAGAUCUACGCGGCGUCCAUAACACCGCUGGCGGAGCUGAUGGCGUCCGACACCGUGCGGAUCCGCUCGUGGUUCGAGGUCGAGCCGCUGGCGAUGCUGGAGACAGGGCAGAUCGUGUGCUCGGUGCACCACGGCGGCGCGAACUCGUGGUACGAGGCUAUCCAAAACGGCGUCCCCCACGUCGUCCUCCCGGCGUGGCAGGACUGCUACGAGAACGCCGCGCGCGCCGAGUGGCUGGGGAUCGGCGUGUACGGGAACAAGACGCGCGCGCCGGAUAUCAGCGGGGCCGAGCUGAGCAGGGCGUUGAGCAAGGUGCUGGGCAGCAAGUCGUACCUGGAGAAGGCGGCCAAGCUGCAGAAGCUGUGUCGGGUGAAGGAGGGGCGCGUUGAGGCGGCCGAGCGCAUUGCGGAUCUUGCUGCCCGCCCGGAUAAGAGCAUGAUUGCUGUUCCGGAGCCAAGGGGGGAUGAUGACAGGAUUGUGACGGUUGAGAAUGGCAAGGGCGAGACGUUGCAGACUGUCAAUUUCAAGGAGAAGGAUCGCGCUGUGGUCGAGAAAUCCAUCCCCCGCCGCCUCCUCGAGAUCCUCGCCGUGGCAUUCAUCUCGAAUACAUGGUGGCUCCUCCCAAUCCUCGGCUACUCGCUCCUCCUAAUCCCCAACACCAUAAUCCGCCUGCUGGUGAUCUCCUACAUCAUCCACAUCAAAUUCGUCAGCACAGCCCACAAAACAAACCACAACAAGCGCAGCGCCUGGUUCCGCUCCUCCUUGCUCUGGAGAUUACACGCAUCAUAUUUCCCAAUAAAGCUGUACAGAAGCACCCCGCUCUCUCCACGGCGCAAAUACAUCUUCGGCGGGCACCCGCACGGUAUUGCAUGCCACGGGUUAGUGGGCGCCUUCAGCGCGGACGCGUCAGGCUUCGCGGAGUUAUUCCCCGGUAUCAAGAACAGUUUCCUCGUGAAGGAUGCGUUUUUCACAACACCGUUCCUGCGCGAGUACGUCUUUGCGCGCGGGCAGAGCGGCGUGUCGCGGGACUCCUGCCUGCACCAUCUCACGCGCGGCGGGUACGAUCUGCGCGGGAUGGGGAAGGCAAUUACCAUCAGCAUCGGCGGGAGCCGGGAGUAUAACGUCGCGGCGCCGGGGACGAUGAAGGUGGUGAUCAAGAUCCGGAAGGGGUUCGUGCGGCUAGCUGUUGAGACGGGGGCGGAUCUCGUUCCUGUGCUGGUGUUCGGCGAGAAUGACCUGUUUGCGCCGGUGGGUUAUACCCCGGGCUCGCUUAAGGGGUUUGUGGCGUGGGCGUGGGAGAAGGCUGUUGGGCAUAAGGUUGCGUUUUCGCUGGGGCGGUUUGGUUUGUUUGUGCCGUUUCGACGGCCGUUGCGUGUUGUUGUGGGCAGGCCGAUUGGCGUUGUGCAGCAGAGGUUUGAUGUGAAGGAGGAGUAUGUGGAGGAGUUGCAGGGGAGGUAUAUUGAUGAGCUGAAGAGGAUCUGGGCGGAUUGGAGGGAUGAAUUCGAGGGGGAUGCCAGUGUUAAGUUUGAGAUUGUUGAGUGA